Molecule: messenger RNA, 968 nt
Organism: Closterium sp. NIES-67
Lineage: Eukaryota; Viridiplantae; Streptophyta; Zygnematophyceae; Desmidiales; Closteriaceae
Source: the annotation of a GenBank genome assembly
AAGCUAGGUUGGCAAGGGUGGCCAACUUGGAUGGAUUGGUUGGGAAGGGACAAAUGUCAAAGUUGGGGUUCCUAUAGGGAGGGAAUCUUUGUGCUUAUGGGGUUUCCUUGGUUGGGGACUCUCUUGGGACCUUCCCUCUCAUCCCUCUCUUUCUAUCCCAACCUUUCUCUUGCUCCUUCUAAUUCCUUGUGAGAUUCUUGAACUUUGAUUGAACCUUUUGAGAUUGAGUUAAGUUCUCCUCCUACAGCUUACCCCCUAAUGCGUCGAAAGCCAUAACGUCGCGAAUACUUCAUCAAUCAACGUGAUUCAAAUUGGGAACGGUAGCUGAGAUUAAGAGCUACAACAUAUUCAAGUUUCGCGACAUUCCAACGGCUAGUUUUUACUGCAUCAAGGACCUGUGGCAGCUGCCCAUCAUCCCAUGGAAUGGGAAGACUCCAACAGCAGCAACGGCAGCAGCGGCAAAGGCAACAGCAGGAGGAGAUGCAACUGCACCAACUGAUGGGGUCCUGGAAGCAGUCAAGAAAGUGCAGCAGCAGCAGACACAUGGUGAGGUGCUUGCUGGUGUGGAUGCAAGUGCGGCAUGGGCUAAGGCUUCACCAAGGAGUGGAGAGGCCGAUUGGGAGACAUGGCAUGAGAGGCUGUGUCAUGUGAACUUCCCUAUGCUGCAGAAGUUGGUGAAGGAUGGGAGCCUGAAGGGCUUGGAGGUGAAAGGGGGAGUGAAGGAGAUUGGGAGCUGCCCUACAUGCUUGGAGACCAAGUUCUCCAAGUCGCCCUUGUGAAGAACAGGGUGCUGGCUACAGUUGGAGAUAAGGAGUGGAUCCCAUAUGUCAAGUGGUAUGGGAGUGCUCCAGCUGUGAACAUGCUGAGGGCAUUUGGGUGCAUGGUGGUGUUUCAUGUGCCUAAGGAGAAAAGAGGGAAGUUGGAGGCUUCUGGAAGAUGGGGUGUGCACUUGGGGAUUGCAAAGGAUC